AUGGACAGAAAUCCUCAUGAUCCCGAGGUGUGCACGUGCUGCUGCGGCCUGUCCGCUGAAGAGGCAGAGGAACUUGCCACCCUGGACCAGACCGAAAUGACAUUGAGCUUGCCACGGAAGAUCGGGGAUAUUCGUGAUGCAGCACGCCUGUGUGCCAUUUGCGCUGUUUUGUCGAAAGUGCUGUCAUUUUUCAGCGGGCGGCACGAUGGCCACGAGCACGCAAAAGUCUUACUACUAUUGCCUGUAGGCCCUGGCAACGUACAAAUUGCCUUUCGCGCCCGUGGUGUACCUUCAGUCGCACAGCUGUACUCUUCAGAUAAGUUGUUUGGGUCUUGGCAGCGCGUACUUCCACUGCCCGACACUUGUACAAACCAGCUUUCGCCACAAGGCAAAGGCUUCAUAAAUACGUGCUUGCAGACAUGUCUACAGAGCCAUCCGCUGUGCAGACAAGAAGCGGCAACUUCGAGCAAAAAGCCUCCGCAGAGGCUCAUACAUGUCGGACGCGAUGGUGACCAAAUACUGCGUCUCAUUGAUACCGCUGGUGUAAGCCCUGGCGCGUAUGCCGCACUGAGCUAUAGCUGGGGAGGGGCAGUCAAGACGAAAGCUACUCGGGCAAGUAUUGCCGGGAUGAAAGAGCAUAUCAGGCUUGAAGAUUUGCAAGAAACGAUUGUUGACGCAGUUGUGCUGACUCGAGAGCUCGGCAUUGAAUACCUCUGGGUUGAUGCGUUAUGCAUUGUCCAGGAUUCCAAGGAGGAUUGGGAACAGGAGUCUACUAAAAUGGCAUCAUUGUAUGCCAAUGCAAUCAUCACCAUCGCUUCUGUCUCGACCGAGUCUGCGGCAGUCCCAUUUUUGCGCCACGAAAAUAGUGCCGAGGCAGCCAAGCAUCAGCGACGAGUACUUACUCACACGGUGCACACCGACAACGGGCCGGCUGUCAUCAAAGCCAGGCUUGUCGAGCAGUCCGGUAUUCACUGGCGAUGGCAAAACGACUCCGACGAACGGUCCCCGAAAGAGCCGUGGGCCAAGCGAGGAUGGACACUGCAGGAGCAGGUAUUGUCUAGCCGGCUACUUAUGCUCUCAUCUACCGAGAUGCAAUGGGUCUGCAAGCAAGCCGAAACAUGCGAGUGCCUAUCCACGCUCAACCGUCGGCGCCAGUUCGGCCGUAUACCACUGGCGCAGCUCGCUGACAUCGGCGAGACCUUUCACUUCUGGCACAAACUCGUGGAAAACUACAGCAACCGGAGUCUGUCGCAAUGCAGUGACAGGUUGCCGGCUAUUUCAGGUAUCGCGGAAGUUGUCCAGCAAAAGACGAAUUCGCGCUACAUCGCCGGCCUCUGGGAAGACAACAUUGAUUUGGACCUGCUAUGGCACAAGACGGGUGAUUUGGACACUGCUGAGGGAAGCGACCCGCAAGCCCCGUCCUUUUCGUGGGCGUCUGUCGACGGCGAGGUAGAUUACUACUGCUUUCGCAACGGCAAGGAGCCGUAUCGAAAAUCAACGACCGUGCUGUCGAUCGAAGCUUGCCCUAGCGUCCAAGCACCGCUGGGUAGAGUAACCGGCGGCAGGCUCACCCUGCGCGGGCCUUUGGCUCCGGGCCGCAUCGCGCGAUACUCAGAGGGCGGAUGGGCUGCCAUCGACCUUGGCAAUCGUAGAUUCGAAUUCAUACCUGACUCGCAUCUCGGCUGCAUCACCACGGCUAACGGCGACCAAGUGGAGGGAGUUGCGUGUCGUAGGCACCGUUACGGACAGGCAGGGGUCGAGCCGCUAGCGACACCGGGCCGACAUGUCAGAACGGUACGCGUGCUGUCACCCGGGAUGAGGUGCUGGGUCCUGAGACUUGGCGAAUUUGCGCCGCGGCAUCAGAAGAGCGCAGACUGGGGCGCCGAGCUCAUGGUUCUGGGCAUGUCUGUUUCUCAGCCAGGACGCUAUCAACGUCUGGGGAUGGUGUCAGAUGUAGUUCGUGGGAUGAAUGGUAUAUUUGGACAGUCAACCGUGGCAACUAUCACACUUGUCUAA
Akanthomyces muscarius is the source of this 2016-nucleotide messenger RNA. RefSeq lists its product as uncharacterized. The transcript is spliced from 2 exons. Bases 1 to 2016 code for a protein of 671 amino acids. The record is from RefSeq and is a predicted model, not a curated record. NCBI's taxonomy places the organism in Eukaryota, Fungi, Ascomycota, Sordariomycetes, Hypocreales, Cordycipitaceae.